AUGGCAGCCGUCGUGGAUGCGAUCAUUGUCGGUGCAGGCCUGAGCGGACUCCAGGCAGCACUGACAUUUCACGAAUCGGGCCGAUCUUUUAUCAUUCUUGAAGCCCGCGACCGUGUUGGGGGCAAAACAUGUUCCGUCCAGCGACCGGAUGGCAAGGGCGUCCAGGAGGUCGGCGCCACAUGGCUGAACGACACCAACCAAUCGCACAUCUGGAAUUAUUGUAAGAGGUUCGGUCUGACACCUGUCGUGCAAAAUAUCGAGGGUUUAGUCGCUAGUGAAGACGCCGACGGAAGAUGCCAUAUGUUCCCGUUCGGUGAAUUACCUAGGUUUGAGAAGUCAGAAGUGGAAAACAUUGAGAUGAUCCGCGAUAUGGUCGAGACCGCUUCUCUGAGUCUAGAGACUUUCAAACAGCCCAAGCGAGGUGAGCUUGAUUGCGUGUCGUUCGAGCAGUGGUGUCGAGAUUCCGGGGCGGGAGCUCGAAGCUUGGAGACCGUUCGACUCUGGUGUCGUGGGACACUUGGUCAAGACUCGAGCGAGGUCUCAGCGCUUGCGUACCUAGAGAUAGCACGGGGUGGGCUGGGGAUUGUGAAUCUGCGAUAUGAUGGAAAAGAUGGCGCUCAAUAUCUUCGUCUCGCAGAGGGCACACAGUCCAUCCCGGUUGGGAUGGCUGAAUUGUUGCCAGCCGGCUCGAUCAAACUCAGGACUCCUGUCGUUUCGAUCACGCAGAACACGCCGAAGCUGUACAUCGCCACCACGGAAUCUGGCCACGCCUUCAAAGCACGCAAGGUCAUUGUCACCGUCCCAAGCCCAGCAUACAAGAACAUAACGUUCUCUCCGCCUCUAAAUCUCCAGAAACAGAUGCACACGACUGCUGCACGCUACGGGUGUUUCAUCAAGUUUAUCUGCCUGUUCAAAACUCCCUUUUGGCGCCGCCAAGGCUCCUGUGGGCUCGCGCAGAGCUUCCGCGGCCCUAUCAACCACUGCCGCGACACUUCUGUCGAUGCUAAUGGCAACUACGCGCUGACAUGCUUUCUUUGUGCUGGCCCAGGACGAACUUGGAUGGCUCUGGAUCAGAACGACCGCCGAAAAGCUGUGUUGAAGCAGCUAGGUUCCUUGUUCGGGGUAGGGUAUGAAGCGGUCCAAUCUGAGUUCUUGGGGUCUAUGACCUCGGACUGGAUGGAAGACAAGUGGGCUGGAUGGGGCUGUCCCUUCGCAGCCACACCGCCUAACGUGAUUGCUGACGGGGCCGUCGAUAGUCUAGAUAGCCAGAAGUCUGGUGGGAUCUACUUCGUUGGUACCGAGCUCGUGGAUGAAUGGCGUGGGUAUAUGGACGGCGCAUUACGCAGUGGUAUCACGGGUGCUGGACAGGCGUUGGCGGAUUUACGUUCAGGGGAUGGAAGGCUGUGA
Messenger RNA from Exophiala aquamarina CBS 119918, 1407 nucleotides. RefSeq lists its product as uncharacterized. Bases 1 to 1407 code for a protein of 468 amino acids. The transcript is spliced from 2 exons. The record is from RefSeq and is a predicted model, not a curated record. Lineage: Eukaryota; Fungi; Ascomycota; Eurotiomycetes; Chaetothyriales; Herpotrichiellaceae. Gene Ontology annotation, molecular function: oxidoreductase activity.